Engraulis encrasicolus (European anchovy) is the source of this 3735-nucleotide messenger RNA. It is a transcript of the gene vwa1, whose product is annotated as von Willebrand factor A domain containing 1. The coding region runs from base 371 to 1924 and encodes 517 amino acids. The transcript has 8 exons. The record is from RefSeq and is a predicted model, not a curated record. Gene Ontology annotation, molecular function: protein binding. Lineage: Eukaryota; Metazoa; Chordata; Actinopteri; Clupeiformes; Engraulidae.
AGGGAGGUAGGAGGGAAUGGGCGCGUUCAGUGCCUUGGGAGCGCACGAGAAGUUCUGAGGUUUGAUUCAAAGUUGUACUUUGCUGGAGGGUACGUGGAUAAUCAACUUUGGAAAUUCAGAGGGGAUAAACUUAUGGAAUAAAAAAAGGAAAUCGGAUAUCGGAGUGUGGAUCUGAAGACGUUCAUCAGAACUCGAAGACUGGACGUCCCAGCCGUCAUUCCUCAAGUUUGUGUUAUGGUGUUGAGGCGCUCUCAAUGUGACGGGGAAUGCACACCUUUGAUCUGGAGCGACCGUCCGGGCAAUGAACGUUUUGUCGUAGACAUUUCUGUGGAGAAUAUUGUACGUCCCUGAAACUACUGUGCAAGUGACUAUGGGGUUUCGAUUAAUAAUCACGCUCUUCUUUGCAUGCGUGCUUCUCUGUGGGGCAAACUCCCAAACAGCACCUGAUUCAGUGCUGAACUGCUGCGAGGGCGAUGUGCUGGUGCUGCUGGAUGCGUCGGGGAGCAUCGCCUCCUACGAGUUCUCCCACAUGGUGAGCUUCGUGGCCGAGCUGCUGCAGCCCUUCUCCCUGGGCGAGGACGAGGUGCGCUUCUCCCUGCUGCUGGUGGGCACCGAGCCCAAGCUGGAGUUCGGCUUCCAGACGCACCGCACCCAGCAGGACCUGCAGGCCGCCAUCCGACAGGUCAAGCAGCUGCGGGGUGACACCAACACCCCCAAGGCCCUGGACAUGGCCCGGGACCAGGUGCUGCCGUCGGGCAUCCCUGGAGGCACCAGGCCCAACCUGCCGCGGGUGCUGCUCUGGCUUACAGACGGUGUGGACCCGGGGCAGGUGAGCGAGCCCAUGAAGGAGCUCCGCGACGAGGGCGUGAGCGUGCUGGUGGUCUCCACGGGCCACGGGAACUACCAGGUGCUGCGGCAGGUGGUGUCGCCCCCUGUGGAGGACCACCUGUACUUUGUGGACAUCGACGACAUCAGCAUUAUCCAGGAGGACGUCAGGAACGCCAUCAUUGAGAUCAUUCGUGCAGAGCGGCUGAAGGUUCGAGACGUGUCCUCCCGCAGCGCUACCCUCCACUGGCGCCCCGUGCUGGCCGGCUCCGGUUACUACGACAUCCGGUUCGGACCGGUUCCCUCCGGAUCCGAGACUAACCCUGGCGGAGGGCCCGGCACCAGCCCAGGGACCAGCCCCGGACACUACCAGCGCCUCACCCGACCCGGUGACGCAGAAACGGCCCAGCUCACAGGCCUGAGGCCGGACACAAAGUACAAGGUCACCCUGAAACCCGAGUCCAACCUGAACCUCCUGAAGACCCUCACCGCCUACUUCACCACACCGCCAGAAACGCUGAGCCCAUCUGUGGUGACCGUCUCGGAGUCCACGACCAAUAGCGUGCGUGUGAGCUGGGGCCCCGUGCAGCCCGACUCGGUGCAGAGCGUCCAGGUGGAGUACUCUGCCCUGCCUGCCGGCAAGCUGCAGAUAGCCAAAGUCAACAAGCAGCAGAACUACACCGUGCUGAAGAACCUGCAGCCGGACACCACCUACCUGGUGACCGUGAGCGCCAAGCACGCCUCCGGCAGCGAGAAGGCCAUGUCCGUCAAGGCCUGCACCCAGGAAGUGCUGCCAGCGCUGGCGGAUCUGCAGCUGACCACAGUGGGUAGUGACUCAGUGCAGGUCCAGUGGAAGGGGGCGGAGGAGGGCCUUCGCGGCUACUGGGUGACGUGGGAGGGCGACCACAACCGUGCCACUCAGCCCAGCGAACGCUCCACCCGCUACCUCCCGCCCGGCUCCCUCUCCACCACCCUCACCAACAUGCCUGCCGACGGCGCCCGCGUCUGCGUCUCGCCCGUCUACCGCACUGCCCGGGGCGAGGGCCUGUGCUGCACGGCCCGAUUCAAAGAUGCAUUGACCUGGGGCUACAACUCAUAGGCGCCCGUGUGCCCCCAUUAUUGAAGCCAGCCAAUCAGCAUCUUGUAAUGGAUGGGAGGACGAAGGGCUGGAGGAGGGAGAGAGAACGAGGGAGCGAGACCUCUGAAAUCACUGGAGCACUUAUCGGCCACCAGCAGACAAGACAGGAGAGGAGGGCCGCUCGCCUCGUUCUGUCUUUUACGCUCACCCCACACAGCACUACACUACCCUACCCUACAUGCCUACACGCAUGCCUGCACACACACAUACACACACACCCAUAAGUACACACACAUGCACACACACACGCACGCACACACACACAAGUACACCCACACAUGCAAGCACCCAUAAAUACAAAAACACAUACACACACCCACACAAAAUACACGUGCACGGACCCUUGAGCACACAGGCGCACACACACACCCAUAAAGACAUGCACGUUUACAAUCUGCUCUCCCUGUAUCCCUUGACUGAAAACAGACCCGCAAACCUCAGAGCUACCACUGGCAUUUACUCUGCGUCACUUCAAACAGUCCCUAAUCACACUACUGAGAGGUUCUGUCUGGGGUUGCUAUAGUUGCGCGUAUAUUUCUUUUUACAGAGCGGAAGGGGAAUGUAUAUGUAAAGAAAGUAAAAUGAAGUCUUAUGGAACACAUUGGUCAGAGCCUUGGGGAGGAAGGGGUUACUCAGUAACAGUUGCAAACACUAUGCCCAUUCAAAAGAAUUUCUAUGCAUUUUAUUUUUUGUUUAAAAAGGGAACAAGAUAAACUGUAAUGUUUAUAAGCUCAUAUUAACUUGGGAGAGAUGCCAUUUCUGUUAUGAAGGGAUAGAAAGAAACCAAGGACAGCAUAUCUCCUUUUUUUAACCAUGACUGUGGUAUGGCUUGCCUGCUAGCCAAACCCUCAGCACUUAGAGAAAUAUCAGGGACGGCCAGUCGGUCGGCUGAACCUCUUUUGAGAAACAGCUUGCAGAUGUUCCUUGCUUAAAGACGUUGCAGAUGUUGUUGUGGAGGGGCAGAAGCAAUCUCUUCUGUUCCAGUGCCAUGCAAGCAAGCAAGUCAGAAGCUGAGGGGAUAAUGGUGCAGUUUGUCAUUCAGUCAGUUCUGUGUAUAAAAACAAAAGCCACUGAAUUUUCUCCUCCUUGUGAUUAUAUAAGUAUGGGAUUGGAAGUUGUUUUAAGGCAGAACUGCAGGAAAUGCUUUCUCCAUGUGUUUACAAAGCUCUACUGCCUCCCUGUGGAUUCUGCUCUGAUGUACUUGUUCUCUGCCUUUUACGAGUCUAACCCCUAUUAACACAAGCAUAGCCAUAGACAUACUACUGCUAAAUUAACCAGCCAUAAAUAUGAGAACUAUAGGAUUCGUUAAUGACUGCUUCAUAAUGUCUAAUACAUUGUUUUAAACAAAUGCACAUCUUUUAAAAUCCAAAGUAAUGGUGAGAAGUUUGCCUAUUCGGAUUUAUUGUAGUAAUUUAUAAAUGGUAUAUUUCAAGAAGGGACAAGAGGUGCCUACUAGUGAGUCACCCUUGAGGAUGCAUUGCCAACUGCAAGACUGGCAGGGCUGUAGGAAUUAUUUCUUUGGCACACCAUGUCUGGCAAACUGUGUUUUACUUCAUUGUCCUUUUUGUCCAAAGGAGGCAGGCACUCUCGUUGGAGCCACUCCACUUCAAUUUUCCUACUAUGCAUUUUCAAGUCACACUUGACUGAUUAUUGGCCGUGUAGUGUGUUUGUAGAGUGCUUAUAUUAAAAAGAAAUACAAAUGUCCGACAAGGGCCAGUGUGCAAUUUACUGUGAAUGACAGUGAUUAAAAGACUAGUAGUCGUGUUUUUGUU